Molecule: messenger RNA, 4356 nt
Organism: Cylindrotheca closterium
Lineage: Eukaryota; Bacillariophyta; Bacillariophyceae; Bacillariales; Bacillariaceae
Source: the annotation of a GenBank genome assembly
AUGGUCCUACUUCAGUACCCUCUGCUGGUCCGACAAGUGGACCAACGUCUCAGCCUACUAGUGCUCCAACAGCAGGACCAACUAGCUCCAACAAGGUAUCCUAGUUCUGAACCGACCUCUGGGCCUACAAGCGGACCAACUUCAGGUCCCACACCUGGGCCUACUUUCGGACCAACAAGCGGUCCCACUUCAGGACCAACAUCUGUACCAACAUCAGGACCUACAUUUGGUCCAACAAGUGGCCCUACAUCUGGACCUACCCGUGAACCCACCAGUGUGCCUACAGGUGGUCCUACUUCGCUACCAACAAAUGGGCCUACUAGCGGACCAACGUCAGGUCCCACCUCCGGACCAACUAGUCGUCCUACAUCUGGUCCUUCUGCAGGACCGACUCCAGGACCCACCUCAGAGCCCACAAGGGGUCCUACUUCUGGGCCCACCUCAGAACCAACAAGUGGCCCUACUUCUGGACCCACCUCAGGACCAACACGUGGUCCUACUUCUGGACCCACUGCCGGACCGACUUCAGUACCAACAUCAGGACCAACAAGUGGCCCUACUUCUGGACCCACCUCUGCACCUACCAGUGAACCUACUUCAGUACCCUCUGCUGGUCCGACAAGUGGACCAACGUCUCAGCCUACCAGUGGACCAACAGCAGGACCAACUAGCGUGCCAACUUCUGUACCAACGGCUGCUCCAUCAUCCGGACCAACAAGUGGACCUACUGCUGUUCCAUCAUCUGGACCAACGAGUGGUCCUACUUCCGAACCAUCGUCUGGUCCAACUAGUGGUCCUACAUCUUGGCCAACUGCAGGACCAACAUCUGUACCAACUUCUGGUCCCACUAGCGGUCCCACUUCAGGACCAACAUCUGGACCAACAUCAGGACCUACAUUUGGUCCAACAAGUGGCCCUACAUCUGGACCUACCCGUGAACCCACCAGUGUGCCUACAGGUGGUCCUACUUCGCUACCAACAAAUGGGCCUACUAGCGGACCAACUUCAGGUCCCACAUCUGGACCUACGUUCGGACCAUCAAGCGGUCCUACUUCAGAACCAACAUCAGGACCUACAUUUGGUCCAACAAGUGGCCCUACAUCUGGACCUACCCGUGAACCCACCAGUGUGCCUACAGGUGGUCCUACUUCGCUACCAACAAAUGGGCCUACUAGCGGACCAACUUCAGGUCCCACCUCCGGACCAACUAGUCGUCCUACAUCUGGUCCUUCUGCAGGACCGACUCCAGGACCCACCUCAGAGCCCACAAGGGGUCCUACUUCUGGGCCCACCUCAGAACCAACAAGUGGCCCUACUUCUGGACCCACCUCAGGACCAACACGUGGUCCUACUUCUGGACCCACUGCCGGACCGACUUCAGUACCAACAUCAGGACCAACAAGUGGCCCUACUUCUGGACCCACCUCUGCACCUACCAGUGAACCUACUUCAGUACCCUCUGCUGGUCCGACAAGUGGACCAACGUCUCAGCCUACCAGUGGACCAACAGCAGGACCAACUAGCGUGCCAACUUCUGUACCAACGGCUGCUCCAUCAUCCGGACCAACAAGUGGACCUACUGCUGUUCCAUCAUCUGGACCAACGAGUGGUCCUACUUCCGAACCAUCGUCUGGUCCAACUAGUGGUCCUACAUCUUGGCCAACUGCAGGACCAACAUCUGUACCAACUUCUGGUCCCACUAGCGGUCCCACUUCAGGACCAACAUCUGGACCAACAUCAGGACCUACAUUUGGUCCAACAAGUGGCCCUACAUCUGGACCUACCCGUGAACCCACCAGUGUGCCUACAGGUGGUCCUACUUCGCUACCAACAAAUGGGCCUACUAGCGGACCAACUUCAGGUCCCACAUCUGGACCUACGUUCGGACCAUCAAGCGGUCCUACUUCAGAACCAACAUCGCUACCAACAAAUGGGCCUACUAGCGGACCAACGUCAGGUCCCACCUCCGGACCAACUGGUCGUCCUACAUCUGGUCCUUCAGCAGGACCGACUCCAGGACCCACCUCAGAACCAACAAGGGGCCCUACUUCUACACCCACCUCAGGACCAACGCAUGCGCCCACUUCCGGUCCAACAUCAGGACCAACAUCUGGCCCCACAACAGGGCCUACACGUGGACCCACAAAUGUCCCAACAGUCGGUCCCACCGGUCGACCUACCUUUGGGCCGACAAGUUUGCCAACGACUGUCCCCACAUCGGGUCCAACCAUUGGACCUACAAGUGGGCCUACCUUUGGUCCCACUAGUGGUCCUACAAGUGGACCGACAUCUGCGCCGACACCUGAUCCAACAAGCGGUCCUACAGCGGGCCCUUCCACUGUUCCGACAUCAGGGCCAACUUCAGGUCCGACCUCUGGACCUACGUUCGGACCAACAAGCGGUCCCACUUCAGGGCCAACUUCAGGGCCAACAAGAGGUCCUUCUUCUGAACCAACUUCUCGUCCCACUCUUGGUGAAACUUCUGGUCCCACAAGUGGCCCUACCCCUGGACCAACAUCAGGGCCUACUAGCGGACCAACAUCAGUUCCCACCUCUGGACCAACAAAUGGCCCUACUUUGGGACCAACAUCAAAACCUACAAGCGGACCUACUUCAGGUCCAACCUCUGGACCAACUGCUGGGCCUACAACUAGGCCAACAACCAGGCCAACAUCUGGACCAUCAAAUGGCCCCACAUCAGGUCCUACUAUCAGACCUACAUCUGGACCAACUUCUACACCCACCUCUGGUCCUACUAGUGGACCUACUAGCGGGCCAACAUCGGGACCAAGUAUCGGUCCUACUUCUGGCCCUACCUUUGUACCAACUCCAGGUCCUACUAGCGGGCCAACAUCGGGGCCAUCUGGCCCUUCCUCCGGACUUAGUCCAUCAUCAGGUCUUUCAGGUCUUUCUCACACAGAAGCAUUGGAUCUGACUUCGGGACCCACUUCUAGCCCGACAUUGGGACCAACCAGUGGACCUACUUUUGACCCUACAGAAGGCCCUACUGUUGGACCAACCAGCGGUCCUACAUCUGGCCCUACAUAUGGAUCAACAUCGGGUCCAACAAGUGGUCCUACCAGCAGACCAUCAUCUAGUCCUACUAGUGGGCCAACCAGCGAGCCUACAUCGAGACAGACUUUGGGUCCCACAUCUGGACCUACUUCUAGCCCGACAUUGGGACCAACCAGUGGUCCUACUUCUGACCCUACAGAAGGUCCUACUGUAGGACCAACCAUUGGUCCUACAUCUGGUCCUACACAUGGACCAACUUCUGGACCAACAUUGGGACCAACAAGUGGUCCUACCAGUAAGCCAUCAUCUAGUCCUACUAGUGGUCCAACCAGCGAGCCUACAUCGAGACAGACUUUGGGUCCCACGUCUGGACCUACUUCUGGCCCAACAUUGGGUCCAACGAGUGGACCCACUGAAGGCCCUACUGUAGGACCAACAUCUGAACCAACAAGUGGUCCUACUGCUGAGCCUACAUCUGGGCCUACGAGCACACCAACUUUAGUCCCGACCUCUGGACCUACGUUUGGACCAACAAACGGCCCUACUUCGGGACCGACAUCUGGGCCAACAUCUGGACCUACCAUUGGGCCAACUGUUGGUCCAACAAGUGGUCCUACGUCUUGGCCUACCCGUAAACCCACUGCUGGGCCUACUUCGCUACCAACAUCUGGGCCUACUAGCGGACCAACUUCAGGUCCCACUUCCGGACCAACGAGUGGGCCUACAUCUGGGCCAACAAUUGGUCCUACCAGUAGACCAACAGCUAGUCCUACUAUUGGGCCAACCAACGACCCAACCACCAAGCCUACAUCUGGUCCAACAUCCCAACCAACUUCUGGACCUACAUCAGGGCCCACGACAAAAAGUUCCCUACGUCGCCGGCUUAUUGACCAGGAUCCUCCAAGCCCUUGUAUGUAUGGAGCAGAAGCAAACCUUUUUGCGGCGGUUGGUGUUGGACCAAAGGAGUGUGCUGACAAGGACAAUAUGAUUGAUUUGGACGAGAACGAUUUGCCUAUUCAGAUCAUCGACCAAAACCAAAAUGGAGACGACGUUACAUUCAAGAUUACCCAACACUACUACGAUGGUAUCAUCAAGAAAAUGGCCUUUAACUUCAAACGAGGCCCUAUGGAUACCGCGUGUGAAGUGAACUCUGAGAUUAGUUUGGAAUGGAGCGAAACAUACACGGCAGUCUGUUUUGAUGGAAAGGCCACGGUGGAGAUUUAUCUCCAUUUUUGUGAGGGUGAAGACAUCGGCAUCGACUAUUGUGCACCUCCUGAUAGUCUUGAUGACUACUUGGCGCUAUCGAUGCAGCUUGACUGUUAUGAGACUUGCGAAAUGUAA